AUGCUGGCAUGGCAGGACGGCGGGGCCAAGGCGGCCCCCUCUCACCACAAGAUCUCCUUCUCGGUCCUGGACAUCUUGGAUCCGCAGAAAUUCACGCGAGCUGCUCUCCCGCCCGUGCGUCUCGCAGCCCUGGAAGCCAAGAAAAGUUUAGUGGAGGUGGAAGCAGGUGAAGACGCCUGCUCCGGGAAUCCAAUCGGGUCACAGGGGACCCCUGAUGCGGUGGGCGGAGGCACUGAUCCUGCGUCCCCGGUGGAGGGCUCUGAGGCGGAAGAGGAGGAAGAAGCUGAGGAUGCCGGGCGCGCGCAGCGGCCAGAGCGCUGGCAGGGGGUCCACGCGGGCUCAUUAGAGGCCCGGGCAGUGGCGGUGGGAACGGAGGAGAGCGGCGCGGAUGGCCUCCCGGCGUCCCCCGGCUCUCCCGGUUCCCCACGGCCUCGACGCCGGCGAGCGGAGUCCAGCUGCGCCAAGCCACGGCGAGCGCGCACCGCCUUCACCUACGAGCAGCUGGUGGCCCUAGAAAACAAGUUCCGAGCCACGCGCUACCUGUCGGUGUGCGAGCGCCUGAACCUGGCGCUGUCGCUCAGCCUCACGGAGACGCAGGUCAAAAUUUGGUUUCAGAACCGCAGGACCAAGUGGAAGAAGCAGAACCCAGGGGCAGACGGCGCUGUGCAGGCGGGAGGCAGUGCGCCUCAGCCUGGGACACCCAACGCGGUGACGGGGGGCGGUGGCAGUGCCACUGGGAGUAGUCCUGGCCCGCCCGUUCCCGGCGCUUUGCCCUUUCAGACUUUCCCCACCUAUCCUGCGACCAACGUCCUCUUCCCUGCCGCCUCCUUCCCGCUGACGACCACCGCCACCGGGAGUCCCUUCACUCCUUUCCUUGGUCCCUCCUACUUGACCCCUUUCUAUGCUCCACACCUAUGAAGCCGGUACUGCUGCUCAGUCAGAAUUCACGAGUGAUCAAGUGUGGUAACGCGGGUCCCCGCUUCACAGAGGGGCACUGACUGCCCCCUCCUGGUGUGCUGGUGACUAUGUACCCCUUCCCUCUAGCUGCUCAUGACACCACCAGAGGGCGAGGAGAAGCCACCUGCUGGACUACAUACAACCACACAAGCCACUGAGGGGUCGAGAAGGUAUCCAGAACAGGUUGUUUAAAAACCUUCCAGCUUCUGGACCUCAUUCUUCUCUUUCAUUUACUCCGAGGGCUCUGCUUUUAAAGUGUCUGUGUAGUCAGUACCAGGUUAAUAAGAGUUCCCGGGAUGGAGGAUGGAGACCGGAGGGAGCCAAGAUGCUCUGGGCACCAGUUGCUAGCACCAAGGACUGAAUCUUUACAGGUUGCAGUACAAACAAAGAGAAGGAAACUUUCCUUCCUGGCGGUGGCAGUGGCUCAGCACAGUACUCCCAAAUCCUGAACAAAGCUGGAGAGAAACUCAAAGCAGAUGCAACUGUUUU
Rattus rattus (black rat) is the source of this 1446-nucleotide messenger RNA. RefSeq names its product NK1 homeobox 2 (gene Nkx1-2). The record is from RefSeq and is a predicted model, not a curated record. The transcript has 2 exons. Gene Ontology annotation, molecular function: DNA-binding transcription factor activity, RNA polymerase II-specific; RNA polymerase II cis-regulatory region sequence-specific DNA binding. Gene Ontology annotation, biological process: regulation of transcription by RNA polymerase II; cell differentiation. NCBI's taxonomy places the organism in Eukaryota, Metazoa, Chordata, Mammalia, Rodentia, Muridae. Bases 1 to 918 code for a protein of 305 amino acids. Gene Ontology annotation, cellular component: nucleus.